AUGGCUAUGAUAUCGACUAAUCAAUAUCAUAUGUCAUCAUUUGAUUUUGAUGAUUUAUUUUUGUUUUCUGAUGAUUUUUAUCAUCAAAAUGAAUAUGAACAAUUUUGUACUUUACAUGAUGAUUUAAUUGAAGACAACACAUCAUUAUCUAAGAAUAAUCAAUAUCAACAACAAACAUUAUUACAUAAUAAUUCAAUAAAAGAAUCAAAUUUAGAAUGUCGUGUUUGUGGUGCUUCAGCACAAGGUUAUAAUUUUGAUCAAAUAACUUGUGAAUCAUGUAAAGCAUUUUUUCGUCGAAAUGCAUUACGAGAUAUGUCUCAACUAAAAUGUCGUUUUUCUGGUUCUUGUAUUAUUAAUAUUUUCACACGUCGUCAAUGUACGUAUUGUCGAUUAAAAAAAUGUUUUGAUAUUCAUAUGCGUAAAGAUUGGAUUCGUACUGACGAAGAAAAAAAAUCAAGACAAUUAAUUAAAUUAGUAAAAGAACAAAAAAAAACAAAUAUUCUAACAAAUGAUCAACUAUCUCUUAUUAAUUUUCCAAUAGUUAUACGAAAAAAGAAACGUUUAAUAAAAAAAUCAACAAAUCAAGAAUUUAUUACUAAUUCAAUUUAUGAAAUUAGUUUUUUUGAUCUUAAUCAUAAUUUACAUAAUAAUGAUCGAAUAUUAAUAAAUAAUAUUAAUAAUGCUUAUCAAUUAGUAGUAGAUAAAAUUGAUUAUUCUUGUAUUAAUAAAUAUACAUCAUUAACACCUCUUUCACAAUUUAUGCAUAAUGAAAGUAUUAUGCAUGAAUCAUUAAUUAAUUUUUUUAAAUAUAUACCUGAAUUUAAACAACUUGAUAAAAAUGAUCAAAUUAUAUUGAUUAAAUCUAAUUUAAUAAAUAUUAUACAUUUACAUCAUUUAAUAAUGCGUAAUUUUCAAGAUUGUCCAAAUAUUGGUAAUCAUAUGUCAAAAUGGAUAAAUGAAGAUUUUCAUAAUCGAAUGUCUCGAACACAUCGAUAUUUAUUUCGUUUUAUGAAUUAUCCAUUAUUAUUAAAACUUACAUUAAUUAUUUUUAUUUUUAGUAUUAAUUUAUCUGCAUCAUCAGAUAUAAAUCAAUUUUAUGAAUAUAAUAAUUCAAGAAUAUUAUUUGAAUAUCAAAAUUAUUAUAUAAAUAUUUUAUGGCGUUAUUUAAAUUGUUUAUUUGAUGAAAAAGAAGUUAUACAAUCAAUACAAAUAAUAGUUACACAAAUUUUACGUUAUCAAUUAUUAAUGGUUACAAUGAAAAAUUCUGUACAACAAAGUUCAGAUUGUGAUCAAUUUCAUUCAUUAAUGAAAUCUAUAUUUGGACUUUCAUGA
Rotaria sp. Silwood1 is the source of this 1332-nucleotide messenger RNA. Lineage: Eukaryota; Metazoa; Rotifera; Eurotatoria; Philodinida; Philodinidae. The record is from the annotation of a GenBank genome assembly.